This is a messenger RNA of Amaranthus tricolor (Joseph's coat), 1095 nucleotides long. RefSeq names its product hyoscyamine 6-dioxygenase-like. The record is from RefSeq and is a predicted model, not a curated record. The coding region runs from base 1 to 1095 and encodes 364 amino acids. The transcript has 6 exons. Lineage: Eukaryota; Viridiplantae; Streptophyta; Magnoliopsida; Caryophyllales; Amaranthaceae.
AUGGAGAGCCUUCCAUUGAGUGCUAUGCCUAUAUUUGCAAAAAGCAAAGUUCAAGAAAAGUAUGUUUUUCCUCCUGAGAAAAGACUAGUUUCUAUCCAACAGGUUUUACCUAUUUGUGAUAUAAACAAGAUGUCACCUAUUGACGUGAUUAUACCUUCCUUUACACUUACCGCUGGAACAAUAAAUAUUCCAAUCAUAGAUUUUCGUGAUGAUAAGAAUUUGAUCCAUCAAAUUAUGACUGCUAGCAGAGAUUUUGGGGUAUUUCAGGUGAUAAACCAUGGAGUGUCAUUGGACUUGAUGAAUGAUGCAAUGAAUAUAUUCAAUAAGAUAUUUGAUUUGCCUUUGGAAGAAAGAUUUAAAAUAAACAAGAAAGAUGACCUAAAUCAAGUCUGCAGAUACUAUUCAAGCAGUGUCAAUUAUAAUACUGAGGAAUUUCAUUUUUGGAGGGAAAUCUUGAAGCACAAAUGUGAACCUAUGAAGGAAUGCAUGAAAUAUUGGCCUGAAAAUCCUAAACAAUAUAGGGAAAUAAUUGGAUCAUAUGUCAUAGCCUUGAAGGACAUGUCAAAGAAGAUUUUGGAGCUAAUUUCCCAAGGGCUUGGUUUAGAACAAAAAUAUUUUGAAAAUGAUCUAAGUAAAGAAAAAUUAUUGACUAUAAAUCAUUACCCAAAAUGCCCAGAUCCAAGUGUGACAAUUGGACUACCCAAACACAAAGAUCCAACCAUUCUAAAUAUACUUCAAGUAGCUCCAAUUGAAGUUCCCGGACUCCAAUUCUUGAAGGAUGGUCAAUGGUUUGGUAUUGACACUUCUCCUAAUGCAUUUUUGAUCUUUAUUGGCAAUCAACUUGAGGUAAUUAGCAAUGGAAAGCUGAAAUCAGUUGUGCAUAGAGUGAUGAAUGCCACCAAAGCUCGAACAAGUUCGGUGUUUUUCACUUCUCCAUCAUCUGAAUGCAUAAUUGAACCAGCAAAAAUUCUUGUUCAAGGAGAAACUCCACUAUAUAAGAGCUUCCAAUAUAAAGAGUAUUUGGAUAUUCAUAUUGGUAAUGAUGGGGAUAGAGAUGCUAUACUUGAAGGAUAUGGUUUUAAGAUCAAAUCUUGA